ACACGAUAGCCCAAAGCGAGGGAUGAGAGUGGCGGUAUAGCUACCGGGUACUAGACCUAGAGCUACAUCAUGAGUAGCUCUCACCAUCACUUAGCACAGCAGGACGUUAGGCAUUGAACAUAUUUAUUGUCACUACGAUCUUGUUUAUUCGAAUCAAACGUCUUUGGUGAUACCGAGCUCUUUAUGGAUACAUAAUGGUUAUACGAAUAACGUAACACUGAUCUAUUAUAUAAUGCUAAAAAGUACGGUGAAACUAUUAUUGUAAACAACUAACUUCAAAGAUGCCCGUGUGAUUCUUUAUUGGAAGAGUAGUAGAUCAAUAGUCCGAGGGAUAUUUGUAAUUAAACUCCGUCUUAGACAAUCUAUCAAUGGCUAAACAUCACAUCAUUUUUGUUGGCUAUAUACUUGCUUUAGGUCAAUUUUCAGAGAACACAACUCUGCAAGAAAAUGUAAAUCUAAUGACACGUACUUUAAUGAGAAGAGACGUAGAGACACCUUAUGAAGAUCUCGCAGAGAAUGGUGAAGAAGGAUCAAGUCAUGAUGUUGUAAAUGUCUUGUCGUUCUCCGCCACGUCCAGCUCAUCGAACUCAUCCAACACGUCGUUGAUAGUCCCUCCUGGGGACAAUGUGACAAUGACCUGUGAAGUGGACAACACUGAAAGAGAGAUUACGUUCUCUUUACCACGGAGAAUUCCUGACUACACGAUGGAACCAGACUAUCCUAAAGCUUACAUACAUAUCAAUAACGUGUCAUGUAUUCAUACAGAUUGCUAUGGCUGUAUGGAUUAUCCAACUGAAAUAGCAAUCAAAGUGCCAUGUGAACCGUUUUUCAUUGACUUACAGCCGCCAGAUUUUGAAGAGGACGUUUUCAAAGUACUUUUUUAUGUGGUAUCCUAUCCUGAAAUAACUUCAUUACAACUUUGGUCUGGUGAUAGCUCAAUACCCAAGGAUUCCAUACUAGACUAUGAGGGUAUGGGUAGGCGUAUUGAGUAUACACAACUAGAUUGCAGCCUCAAUUAUUGUGUGAAUUUCACUCUGAAACACAAUUCUAUUUCAACAACAGAAGACAUCACAGUCCGCAUAUCUAACAGUGUGGGUGAUCUUAAUAUUAUAAUACCUAAAAGACAAGUCAGAUGUCCUGAAAUUGAAGAAGAUGGAAUCGUCUUUGAGAAGACCUUCCCUGGAAGUAGAUUUGAGACAUCAUGUCCAGAAGAAUACAUAGGCACUGUUAGUAGACGCUGUGAUAAUGAAGGCGCUUGGGAAGCUCCAAGUUUUACCAACUGCACUAGACCUGUCUUCCAAGAUGUGAUCAAUAAGCUAACUAGCUCCGUGACGUCAGAUACUCUCGCGGAUGUAGCUCAAAAUGUGGCCGAAGUUUUCCAAGUGGAGUAUCAGACCAUCGUAUCAGGGGACAUCAAAAAUGUGGCGGAGAUAUUUUCUCAGAUUGGCAACUCUGCGAAACAAUUCAAUCUUACAGUCAGCAAAGAAACUAUGGAGACGCUGACCAAAACUGUGGACAAAUUGUUAGCAGCUGAUGAUUCGGUCUGGAUGGAAGUGUCCAGGGAUAAUGUUUCCGCUGACCCAGGAGCUCAACUGCUGCUGUCCAUGGAAGAGAUAACACAGACUAUUUUUAAAUCUGAAACCUUUACUGAGGUUACUGUUAAAACAGAAAACAUCGAGUUGGAGAUCAAACAGGAAACCACCAAUCAAAUUAGAUAUCCUGACCCUAAGAGCACAGAGCGAGGAAAUGAAAUUCAAUUUUCACAAACCAAAGAGGAAACAUUCAAAUACUCUAUUAUCGUCUAUAAAAAUGUCUCUGAGAAAUUUACAGUUCAAAAGUUUACUGAUAACAAAGAAAACAGAGCCAAGGUUCCAGAAGCAACAACAGAAGUGUUGAGCUCGGAUGUAAUCUCUUUCUCUUUAGAUCCAAAGCCAAGCACUUUGAACAACAAACCUUUGGAACUAACUUUUACAACGCAGAACAAAACAGCCCUCAAACAGAUCUGUUCCUAUUUAGUUCGUUCCUCUAAGGAAAGUACCUGGGCCACAGACGGAUGCGAGACAAGACUGGUUCAGGACAAAGUUAUAUGUUCGUGUCAGCAUCUGACGAAUUUCGCUGUCUUGAUGUCACGUUAUGAGGCAGAUGAAACGCAAUGGAGUGUGUUAAGCUUCAUUUCAGCCAUAGGGAUUUCUAUAUCACUUGUAAGUUUGUCUGUAACCAUAGCAGUCUACGGCCUUAUGUGGAGAUAUGUCAAGAGUGAUCGUAGUGUGUUGAACAUCCAUCUCUGUGUGGUUUUGUUGAUUGGUUAUAUUGUCUUCAUCAUAGGGAUCAGCAAGACAGAGAACCCUACCACAUGUGCUCUCAUAGCUGGAUUACUUCAUUUCUCAUUUCUGACCGUCUUCUUCGUCAUGUUGGCUCAAGGGAUAUUGAUCCUCAAAACAGUGACGUCUGUUUCUUCAACCUCUAUAGUCAAAUUUCUCUACCCCUUGAUGUACGGUGGACCGUCUAUUGUUGUGGUGGUAUCUGUGGCUGUUACACAAGGAGCUGGAUAUGGCACACACAAGAUAUGCUGGUUUGAUCCUAAGAGUGAUCUCCUGUGGGCAUUUGUUGGGCCAGCUUUUUUGGUUGUUUUGGUCAAUGUAGUUAUAUUAAUUGCUGUGUUACGUAUCAUGCAAACAUCCCAUGCUUUGAUGGACAAGGAUGUGACAAAGAAAACAAAAUCACUCUUGAGAUCUGUGUGUGUUCUGACUCCGAUUCUUGGCCUGACUUGGACGUUUGGAGUCCUAUCUAUCAGUAUUGACAAUAUCGUAUUCCAGUAUUUAUUUGCUGUCAGUAAUUCUCUGCAAGGUGUGCUUAUCUUCAUAUUUCAAUGUUUACUUCAGUACCAAGUGCGUAAUGGACUACGAGCAAUAAUAAGAAGAUAUCGUGCUUCGUCCAGUGUGUCCAGUUCUAGAGUGGUCAGUUCUAGUCAGGAGAGAAGUUCCUCUGAGUCUCACGUAAGGAGAAAGAAACGAUCAAUGGGAGGUGAUGCUCUACUGAAAUCUGAGUCUGAACACUUAGAACAAACAAAAAUGUAGAUCUAAUGAACAUCCUGCGACUACACUAAACUACCACAUUCAUGUUCUGAGAUCAUGUUCUGAGAACCUUCUAAACUACCACAUUCAUGUACUGAGAUCAUGUUCUGAGAACCUUCUAAACUACCACAUUCAUGUACUGAGAUCAUGUUCUGAGAACCUUCUAAACUACCACAUUCAUGUUCUGAGAACCUUCUAAACUACCACAUUCAUGUUCUGAGAUACUUCUAAACUACCACAUUCAUGUUCUGACAUACUUCUAAACUACCACAUUCAUGUUCUGAGAUCAUGUUCUGAGAUACUUCUAAACUACCACAUUCAUGUUCUGAGAUACUUCUAAACUACCACAUUCAUGUUCUGAGAUACUUCUAAACUACCACAUUCAUGUUCUGACAUACUUCUAAACUACCACAUUCAUGUUCUGAGAUAUUUCUAAACUACCACAUUCAUGUUCUGAGAUACUUCUAAACUACCACAUUCAUGUUCUGAGAUACUUCUAAACUACCACAUUCAUGUUCUGAGAUACUUCUAAACUACCACAUUCAUGUUUUGAGAUACUUCUAAACUACCACAUUCAUGUUCAAAUGACUGAAGGAUUACAUUGAGUACAAUGUCAUUAAAGUGAUUUUUUGUAUGAAUUGUUUAUGAUGGAUAGCAGAAUACCUUCCUGAAAUAAAGUGUGUUUCACAUGGUAAA
Messenger RNA from Biomphalaria glabrata, 3770 nucleotides. Its product is annotated as adhesion G protein-coupled receptor E3-like. Bases 369 to 3077 code for a protein of 902 amino acids. Gene Ontology annotation, cellular component: membrane. Gene Ontology annotation, molecular function: G protein-coupled receptor activity. The transcript has 24 exons. The record is from RefSeq and is a predicted model, not a curated record. Gene Ontology annotation, biological process: adenylate cyclase-activating G protein-coupled receptor signaling pathway; cell surface receptor signaling pathway; negative regulation of angiogenesis. NCBI's taxonomy places the organism in Eukaryota, Metazoa, Mollusca, Gastropoda, Planorbidae.